This is a messenger RNA of Hippocampus comes (tiger tail seahorse), 342 nucleotides long. Its product is annotated as dimethylaniline monooxygenase [N-oxide-forming] 5-like. The transcript has 2 exons. The record is from RefSeq and is a predicted model, not a curated record. The annotation marks the transcript as partial. Gene Ontology annotation, molecular function: flavin adenine dinucleotide binding; N,N-dimethylaniline monooxygenase activity; NADP binding. NCBI's taxonomy places the organism in Eukaryota, Metazoa, Chordata, Actinopteri, Syngnathiformes, Syngnathidae.
UUUUGUCUCCAGCAUGGUUCAGAAGGUAGCCGUGAUUGGCGCCGGGAUGUCAGGCCUGACCAGCAUCAAAUCCUGUUUGGAAGAAGGUCUUGAGCCCACCUGCUUUGAGAGCGGUCCUGACAUCGGCGGUCUAUGGAGAUUUAAGGAGGAACCGGAGCCUGGACGGGCCAAUAUCUACGAGUCUGUGGUACUCAACAGCUCCAAGGAGAGGAUGGCCUUCAGUGACUUCCCGCCUGCUGCAGAGCUCACCAACAACAUGCACCACUCCGAGGUGCUGCUUUACCUGCGACAAUACGCCCAGAACUUUGGCCUACUGCGGCACAUCCGCUUCCAGGUGUGUGU